Messenger RNA from Biomphalaria glabrata, 2964 nucleotides. RefSeq lists its product as uncharacterized. The coding region runs from base 1 to 1212 and encodes 403 amino acids. NCBI's taxonomy places the organism in Eukaryota, Metazoa, Mollusca, Gastropoda, Planorbidae. Gene Ontology annotation, molecular function: zinc ion binding; nucleic acid binding. The transcript has 2 exons. The record is from RefSeq and is a predicted model, not a curated record.
AUGGAGACUAGGUUUUCUAUAAAUUCACAAUUUAUAGCGGAUGGGCAGGCAUUGGGUUUUACAGGAGCUGACUUGCAGAACUAUGUGAAGGAACAAAGGGCGGAGGAGGAACGCAUAAAGAAGGAGGAGCAUGAACGAUGGAAAGAAAGGGAAGUAGUGGAAGCUAAAAAGAGGCAGGAAGAAUUGGAAUUGGCUAGACUUCAGGAGAAAAUUGUGGAGAAGGAGUUGCAGAAAGAAAGUAAAUCUGAAAACAAAGAAGGAGAACCUAAGAUCCAGGAUAAACAUAGACAUAUAAUUGAUAAGUUGGACAAGAGUUUUCAGAAUAUGAAGGAAGAUGAUGAUUUGAUUGGUUUCUUGACUCUAUUUGAGGCGGUGGCAACAAGAUGUUGUAUUGAUAAGAAAAGUUGGGCUAUGUUGUUAUCGUACAAAUUGACGUCGAAACUCAAGAAUUUUAUGCUGCAAGAUGAUCUGUUUAAGAAGGAAAAUUAUGAUGAAGUAAAGGUUAUGCUAAUGAGACAGGCUGAUAUAAAUGGAGAAACGUGUAGGAAGAAAUUUCACCAAAUUAGACCUAAAGAAAAUGAUUUCAGGGGAUAUGUAGCCGAUUUGAAAAGGGCACUAGACAAUUGGAUGAAGAUGGCGGAGGUAAAGGAGACCAUAGAAGGCAUGAAAAAUAUGAUUGUGACAGACAGAUUAUUAGAGAGUGUUUCAGGAGAAGUGUAUCGUCAACUUAUCUUAAAUAAAAGUGAUAAUGUAGAAGACAUGCUACAGGUAAUUGAAAGUUUUAAGACUGCAAGUUCAACAAAAUCAUUAUGUAAAGAGGAAAAUGUGUAUGUAAUGGGAGCUGCUGAAGCCACAAGUCAGAAUUAUGCUAGUGACAGGAAAGUCAUAACUUGUUUUAGGUGCGGAAAAGUAGGUCACAGGUCAACGGAAUGUUAUGUGGGUGGAGCCGGAGUGAAACCAAAGCAGGUGACAUAUAAUAAGGAUGGACCAAGACAUGUGUCAGGCACAAGGAAUGUGUCAUAUGGAACUUACAGGAGGCAGUUUGAUACUAGAGGAAGGAGAAUGGAUGGAGGGAAUUGGAGAGGAGCUUACAAUGAUGUGAACCAUGGUGGAGGAAAUAACAGAAGGAAUUAUUCAGGUGUUGAUUAUACUAAGGAGAAAAACACAGACAAGUCAAAGAAAGUGCAAAACACAGACAGAUGCAUCAGAUAAAGGCAUUUCAGGUAUACUUAGUCAGAUGAGAGAUGGUGUGUUACAUCCAGUGAAGUUUGUCAGUCGCAAGUUGUUGCCACGUGAACAGAAAUACUCUAUCCUUGAGCGGGAAGGACUGGCCAUUGUAUGGUCGAUCAAAAAGCUAGAUCGUUAUUUGGCAGGAGUGAAGUUUCAUCUCCAGACCGAUAACAAGGCAUUGUCAUUCAUAACAAAUAGUAAUUAUUGUAACAAAAGAAUAACUAGAUGGUGUUUAGCACUUCAGGAUUAUUGUUUUGAUUCUGUCCAUUUGAAGGGAGAAUUAAAUGUUUUUGCUGAUGUAUGCUCAAGACUUGUAUAAUUUUUUUUGAUCCAUUUGAGCAAUCAUGUACUUAUGUUAUAUUAAUUUUGAUAUUGAUCAAAUUUGAUAAUGUAACUAUGUAACAUGCAAACAGUUGUAACUUUAACUGUACAAUUUUGAGACAAACAUUAUUUUGUCUAUUGAAGUGUAUAAUGAAGAUUUUUUAUUGUUGAGGUAAUCAUAAUGAUUAUUGGUUGUUGAGGAUUUCUCAGUUGUUUUUCUCAGUGAGAUUUUGAGGUCUCUUUCUGUAAUUCUUGGAAACGUAUUUGCAGUAUUGAUCUUGGUGAAGUUGAUUUUCUGGAGAAUUUUCUUGCAGUUUUUAUGAUAACUGGAAUUUUUUUCAAAAUUGCCAGUUCGUUGAGGAGGGGGAAUGUCGCAGUUAUCUAUGUAACUGUUUAGUAGAAUUAGUUCUCUAAUUGAUAGUGCGGCGUUGAUCACUAUAUUGAUGACGUCAUUACAUUAUUAAUAUUUUCUGUGUAGACUAGAGGACUGAGCUUUUGUUGCUUGUCACAACUUCUAGUGACGUAAAUUUAGUGUGUGUGUGAUUUGCGUCAUUUAUCGUCUAGUACAGUCUCUCCAUUGUUUUGUACAACCAAGAUAGACGUGUGUUGAGAGCUCUGGAAUUUCUCCUUGGUUUUUGUUAUUGGAUAGCCUUAGCAUUUGCCUUGGACAUUUUCUUGUUGGAUUAUCUUGACCCCUGUUUAGGGUGAGUUUUAUUUUUCAUUGUAUAGUUUUUCUAUUUGAAUUCGUUCGUAUUUGUAAGUCUAUAAUUAGACUAGAUAUAGAUGAUUAGAAGAAUCCUUUCUUUUAUCUUCUAUAGGGUUUUAGCGUCAAGACUAAGUUUUAGUCAUAGUCUCAGUUGAAGACUCUAUUGCAAGUAUUAGUGUCAAGUCUAUAUGUUAGACUCUGUGUCAAGUCUCAGUGUCAAGACUUGUUUAUUCAGUCUCAGUUCUAUAUUGAGAGUACAACCUUAGGUCUACAGUCUACAGGACUGAGGUCUUUCUCUCAGUUGGUCGUCUGGUGUGCACGUGAAUUUGUAUAUGAGUCUGAGGUUCAAGAUUCCAGACUGCGGGUUGCAGUGGUCAGACCUGAUGGUGUAGUGUCAAUUAUGAACUUCUACUUUUUGGAAUUGUCGUCAGUGGACAGUACCUGAUCUAGAGGCUAGAUCUACAUAUAUUACCAGUUGUUGUUUUGAGAUUGAAGGACUAUGUGAUCCAUUGAACUACUUAUUAUAGUUAAGGUAAUAUACUAUGUGUUUCAUAAUUAUAUGAAUGUUCUGUAUCUAAGAAGACUAACUGGAUCAUUGUAGAUUACAUAUUAUUACAUAUUGAUACUUCAUACUAUUAUUAUCAGUCAUCAUGAAUCAGUCAUUUGUAAAUAUAUCACAAGAAUAAAUUUUAUUGUUAUUUACAUCA